AUGGCGUCCCGGAGACUCGCUCUGAACCUUGCGCAGGGCCUGCGCGGCCGCGCUGCUGGGCGUCUGAAUGUCCCCUUCAGGCGAGGGCUCGCCACGCCUCACAACUUCCACGGCAUCAAGACGGAGACCACGACGCUCAAGAAUGGCCUGACCGUGAGCCCGCCCUCCCCCGAGCUCGAUGCCCACGACUCCAGCUCCCCCGUCACACGACGGCGGCACCAAUUGGGCCUGUCCAGCUUGUCGCUAACCCCUCUGCUCUUCCAGGUCGCUUCCCAGUACUCGCCCUAUGCCCAGACCUCCACGGUCGGCAUGUGGAUUGAUGCCGGCUCCCGCGCCGAGACCGACGAGACCAACGGCACCGCCCACUUCCUCGAGCAUCUCGCCUUCAAGGGCACUGCCCGGCGAACCCAGCAGCAAUUGGAGCUCGAGAUUGAGAACAUGGGCGCUCACCUCAACGCCUAUACCUCGCGCGAGAACACCGUCUACUUCGCCAAGGCCCUGAACGAGGACGUGCCCAAGUGCGUCGACAUCCUGCAAGACAUCCUCCAGAACUCCAAGCUCGAUCCCGCCGCCAUUGAGCGGGAACGUGAUGUCAUCCUCCGCGAGGCUGAGGAGGUUGAGAAGCAGCUCGAGGAGGUUGUCUUUGAUCACCUUCACGCUACUGCCUUCCAGGGCCACUCCCUGGGCCGUACCAUCCUCGGCCCCCGUGAGAACAUCCGCGAUAUUACUCGCACCGAGCUUGUCAACUACAUCAAGAACAACUACACCGCAGACCGCAUGGUUCUCGUCGGCGCUGGUGGUGUCCCUCAUGAGCAGCUCGUCGAGAUGGCCGAGAAGUACUUCUCGAACCUGCCUUCUGAGGCUCCCAAGAGCGAGGCAUAUGUCCUGUCCAAGAGGAAGCCCGACUUCAUCGGCUCUGAUGUUCGGAUCCGUGACGACACUAUCCCGACUGCCAACAUCGCUAUUGCUGUUGAGGGUGUCAGCUGGAACGACCCCGACUACUUCACUGCUCUGGUCACCCAGGCUAUCGUUGGCAACUACGACAAGGCCCUCGGCAAUGCUCCUCACCAGGGUAGCAAGCUGAGCGGCAUUGUCCACAAGAAUGACCUUGCCACUAGCUUCAUGAGCUUCUCUACCAGCUACAGCGAUACUGGGCUCUGGGGAAUCUACCUCGUCACUGACAAGCUCAGCCGGGUCGACGACCUGGUCCACUUCGCCCUCCGCGAGUGGUCUCGCCUGUCGAGCCACGUCACGUCGGCCGAGGUUGAGCGUGCCAAGGCCCAGCUCAAGGCCUCGAUCUUGCUGUCUCUGGAUGGCACCACCGCUGUUGCCGAGGACAUUGGCCGCCAGAUCAUCACUACCGGCCGUCGCAUGAGCCCUCUGGAGAUUGAGAAGAUUAUUGACGGCAUCACCGAGAAGGAUGUUAUGGACUUCGCCAACAGGAAACUCUGGGAUCAGGACAUCGCCAUCAGCGCUGUCGGCAGCAUCGAGGGCCUGUUCGACUAUGCGCGCAUCAGGGGUGAUAUGAGCAGGAACUUCUAA
Messenger RNA from Thermochaetoides thermophila DSM 1495, 1542 nucleotides. RefSeq names its product mitochondrial processing peptidase beta subunit, mitochondrial precursor (beta-mpp)-like protein. NCBI's taxonomy places the organism in Eukaryota, Fungi, Ascomycota, Sordariomycetes, Sordariales, Chaetomiaceae. The coding region runs from base 1 to 1542 and encodes 513 amino acids. The record is from RefSeq and is a predicted model, not a curated record. Gene Ontology annotation, molecular function: metalloendopeptidase activity; metal ion binding. Gene Ontology annotation, cellular component: mitochondrion. The transcript is spliced from 4 exons.